CGUGCUCUUCUCUUCCGACAACGACGUCAACUAUUACAAAGAAAGAUAGAGAGAGAACACAAAACCUACGAUCUACUUGGAACAUAGUACACGCAUAUACACAUAUUAUACGACGCACACUUAUACAUAUCUUAUAUAUAUAUGUGUAUAUGUAUACGUGUGAACACGGAACGGCAAGAUGACUCUAUCAUCGACUUGACUUCUCAGAACGAUCAUACGAGUUCUUCCUCGACGGUCGUUCUCAUACGUUGCGUUAACGACGAGGAAGACGACGAGGACGAGUAAGAAGAAUCUUGGGGAACAUUCAAGAAGAUCGGAAGAAAUAAUAAGAGAAGGGACAACUACGACAUAUCAAGUGACAAAUAGUAGAAAUAACAGUAGUGGUGUUUCUAAUAAAGACGAUAAACAGACUGAAAGAAGAAGAAUAUCAAAGAAAAAGAGAGAGUGAGUUUUCGCGGUAAUCGAGAGUGAUUUUUUUGUGAAAGACACGUGAGGGAGUGCGCGAUCGAUCGUACUCGUGGGAGGUUGAGGAGAAACGAGUUGGUACGAAGGAGGAAGGUGUUAAGCGAAUGAUCGCGCGCAGCCACGCGGUUUUUGAACUUCUAUAUUUUCUUUUAUCAAACGCAACGUGGAAAAUUACAACGAUUAAAUAACGUGUUAUAUUUAAAUAAGAUAAAGAAAAAAAAGAAGAAGAAUAGUUCGUAUCGUAAGGUGGGGGGAAAAAAAAAAAUCGGUGAACUUAAACCAAAAGAUCGAUAAGAGAAACUCGAUUGGAAGUAAGAAAUCGAAUUUCUGUGAGAGGAGGAGAGUAAAUAAUUAAUAUCUUAAGUAGUUUUUUUGGUUGUUUGUAUUUAUCGGUGAAAAAGUGAAAAUUGAAGAAGGAAGGCUGUUGCCGCAAGAGAGUCCUUACGGCUUCACAACGCGGUCCGACGAGUGGAGCGGUCUCCUGCCCAGCUCCACUAUCGUGGGUGCUGGGGGGUCGCCAUGGCUCGGAUUAGGUGCCGCCGGUGGCACCGGUGCCACCACCGGUGGUGGAAGUCCCGUCGAACUCGACGGACACUGGGGACGAAAGCUUUACGGUGCGAGCGUGGCCCCUCCACCUCAUCAUCACCCACGCGCACCUAUCGUUUUCGCGCCUCAGGACAUGAGACCGAUACUCAAGGAAGAAUCUGUACCACGUACCUGGCCCCAACCCACCAUUGCCGAUAACGGAACGGUAUGCGUCGCUAAGGCGCAUUUCGAGAAACAACCGCCAAGUAAUUUGAGAAAGAGUAAUUUCUUUCAUUUCGUCAUAGCUCUUUUUGAUCGGCACGAUCAACCAAUCGAAAUCGAGAGGACAUCGUUCAUGGGAUUCGUCGAGAAAGACCAGGAAUCUGAGGGCCAAAAGACGAACAAUGGGAUACAAUACAGUCUACAUCUGCUCUAUUCGAACGGAGUGAGGCAGGUGCAAAACAUCUUCGUCAGGCUUAUAGAUUCUGCAACAAAACAGGCUAUCAUGUACGAAGGACAAGAUAAGAAUCCUGAAAUGUGCAGAGUCUUGUUGACGCACGAGGUAAUGUGCAGUCGGUGUUGCGACAAAAAGAGUUGCGGUAAUAGAAACGAAACACCGAGCGAUCCAGUGAUCAUCGAUCGGUUCUUCCUUAAGUUCUUUCUCAAAUGCAACCAGAACUGCCUUAAGAAUGCCGGCAACCCACGCGACAUGAGACGAUUUCAGGUGAUCAUAUCGACGCAAGUCGGAGUGGAAGGUCCAUGGUUAGCGGUCUCCGAUAACAUGUUUGUACACAACAAUAGUAAACACGGACGUAGAGCGAAACGAUUGGACCCCAGUGAUCCUGGCGAGUACAACAGUUUGUAUCAACCUCUACCUCUCCAAACACCCUGUAUAAAGGCGAUAUCACCGAACGAGGGUUGGACGACGGGUGGAGCUACCGUGAUAAUCAUCGGCGAAAACUUUUUCGAUGGGCUUCAAGUUGUCUUCGGAUCUAUGCUGGUUUGGAGUGAGAUAAUUACACCAAGCGCGAUCAAAGUACAGACGCCGCAUAGAGAAAUACCGGGUGUCGUUGAAGUUACGCUAUCUUACAAAAGUAAACAAUUUUGUAAAGGAGCACCUGGCCGAUUCGUUUACGUGUCAUUAAACGAGCCAACGAUCGACUACGGAUUUCAAAGGUUACAAAAAUUAAUUCCAAGACAUCCAGGGGAUCCGGAAAAAUUGCCAAAAGAAAUCAUUUUAAAACGUGCUGCCGAUUUGGCGGAAGCAUUGUACAGUAUGCCAAGGAGCGGAAACGCGGGUAUCACGGGGGCGUCGAGGAGUCCAGGAGCGGGACAUCCACCGGCGCCCCCGACUUCGAGUUCGGCGACAGCGUUCAACUCGUACACAGGACAACUUGCAGUGACGGUGCAAGAAAAUGGUAGUGCUGCCAAGUGGACGGACGACGGUAGUUCCGUGACGACAGGAGCCACGGCAGGUGGCGGAGGGGGCGGUGGGAGCGUAGGGGGCAGCGUAGGUGGUAGCGUCGGGGGUACGAACGACGCUUACAGACAAAGCAGCAGCGCUAGUCCGCGAGGGGUUGUAACCGGUGGUGGUUACUGCGGAAGUUCGGCUAGCACACCGCACAGCCACAGUACCAACGGCAGUUAUUCCGUUGCAAAUCCCUACACUGGAAGUCCGACUUUAUACACAUCACCGCACGAACAAUACGGCAUAUUCUAUACAUCCGGGGACGGGAGUGCAUUCGCCCCUGUAGUACGACCACCGACCACCUCAGUCCCACCGCACUGGUCCACACAGCACCACCUCGCUACAGCCGCCCAGUAACCGCUAACCGUCCACCAUCACCACCACCAUCACCAUCACAACUACCCUACGCGCUGAGAUUAAAGAGUUAUCAGAGAGACAUGCACGAACGACGAGACUCGAGAAUGAUUAGGAGAGGUGGUCGGCUCACCGUUCAACAUGAAUCCAUUUGCGUUGCCAACAUGCAGCCAAGGCUACUCGACCGCCG
Messenger RNA from Polistes dominula (European paper wasp), 3002 nucleotides. RefSeq names its product EBF transcription factor knot (gene kn). NCBI's taxonomy places the organism in Eukaryota, Metazoa, Arthropoda, Insecta, Hymenoptera, Vespidae. Gene Ontology annotation, molecular function: DNA-binding transcription factor activity; DNA binding. Gene Ontology annotation, biological process: regulation of DNA-templated transcription. The record is from RefSeq and is a predicted model, not a curated record.